GUGACUUGACCUGGGACAGAAGACUUAAACGACGGCGAGUUAUGGCCGCUAUUUUGAACACCGGUCGGAAUUGGAAUGAAUCAUUCCCGGAUAUCGGGUAAUGCUCUCUAUUCCCGAAUCACCAGCCCCACCCAAAAAACCCCAAUUUUCUUCUCGAAUCACACCUCCUUCAGCUUCUCAUUCAAACCGCUGCUGUUCCGUCGCAUCUUCUCUCUUCCUUCCUCGUGGUUCAACAAAGGGUCUUGAGGAUGUCACUGUUUUGCUGCUACCCACUCUAAAGUCAUCUUCUAAUCUCACCGUUGUCUGCAAUGUGGAGGUCAGCAGUGAUGGCUAGACUUGUCCGACUUUCUGGUCCUCUUGGAGCCAUUCGGGCUCAAACCGUUCUUUACAGCCUUAGCACCAUCGUGCAAGAUAGAACACCCAUCCAGAAAAUUGCAACUUCAUCAGGUAUGAAUCAAUAUUUAAGCGAACCCAUAUCCAAACGCCAAAUAGGGGAGAAUGUAUCAAGAAAAGAUAAGAUCAACUUUUUAGUCAAAAUCUUGAUGAAUCUCGACAAUAGUCAAGAAUCUGUAUACAAUGCUCUUGAUUCAUGGGUAGCCUGGGAACAAGACUUCCCAAUUGGACCAUUAAGGCGGGCAUUAAUUGAGCUCGAGAAAGAACACCAGUGGCAUAGAGUUAUUCAAGUUAUCAAAUGGAUGUUGAGCAAAGGUCAAGGGACGACAAUAGGAACUUAUGGGCAGUUGGUUCGGGCACUGGACAUGGAUCAUCGGGCAGAGGAAGCCCAUGAGGUUUGGGAGAAGAAAUUGGGUUCAGAUUUGCAUUCAGUUCCGUGGCAGCAGUGCCACCAGAUAAUAUCGGUGUAUUACCGAAACAAUAUGUUGGAACGGUUGGUUAAACUUUUCGAGGGUUUGGAAGCGUAUGAUCGUAAGCCGAGGGAUAAGAAGGUAGUGAAGAAAGUUGGUGAUGCAUAUGAGGUUUUGGGCAUGAUUGAAAAGAAAGAAAGAGUGUUGGAGAAAUACAAGAGUUUGUUUGAUGAGACUUCAUCAUCCUCCAAGAAAUCUACAAGAACUUCAAUAAAAAGGUAAUUCUGGCCAAAGACAAAAGCCAGGCUUUGGGGCUCCUUUCUAUAGGUUAUCAGUUCGAAUCUCCACUGAGGAUUUCCCCGACUAUUAUGUUUAGGGUUUUAUAAGAUUAGUUGAGGAGUACUCGAGGAUUUCCUCGACUGUUAUCUUUAGGGUUUUAUAAGAUUAGUUGAGGAGUACUCGAGCAAAACAAAGUUGGUUAUGGGAUACUAGGUUUAUUUGUUUUUUCUACUGUAAUUAAUUUACCAGAUGAAUAUGAUAAGGACCAAAAAUCUUACCCGGUAAGAGGGAUACAAGAACCGAGAGUCUUACCUAGUAAGUGAGAGCGACGACUCUUACCAUGGUAAGCGCUUACCGGGUAAAUUGUUGCAUACCAUGCCGUUUUGGUGGACUAAAAUUUUACCCGGUAAGUGGGUGGUAGUGUUAAAUUUUACCGAUAAGUGCUUACCGAGUAAAUGUUUGGUAAACGGCUCCUUAGUAGUAAGAUGAGGGUUGGGUUCCAGUAAGAAGUAGAAUCAAUGUGAAAAGCGUAAAAAAGGAUCUCUCCCUUAGAUGCACAUUAGGAUGAGAUGCACCGGAUUAAUAUUUGUAUCAAACGCGAUUCAUGGGUGAGCUUGAGGUUAAAGGUGAUGAAUGAUCCAGGUCCCUUCUUUUGAA
This is a messenger RNA of Cynara cardunculus var. scolymus (artichoke), 1739 nucleotides long. Its product is annotated as pentatricopeptide repeat-containing protein At4g21190-like. The coding region runs from base 309 to 1085 and encodes 258 amino acids. Gene Ontology annotation, molecular function: protein binding. The transcript has 2 exons. The record is from RefSeq and is a predicted model, not a curated record. Lineage: Eukaryota; Viridiplantae; Streptophyta; Magnoliopsida; Asterales; Asteraceae.